AAAGUAACCUUAAAGAUAUUGUGUCGCGUGCCAAAAAAAAAUAUCUAUACAAAAUGGUUGCAUUUUACGAUGGAUGUGUUGGAGGCGAUCAUCCCCAAACUUUAAGCGAUUGGGUGCGUAAUUUUCGUUUGAAGCGCGUCCAAAUGCGCCGUAAGUUGCGUGGGGCUGGCAGCGACUUACGCGUCUGCGCCAUUUUGUCAACUGCGUUGUCUUGUGCAGAGCAGCAGUUGCGACGAAAGCAGCAAGAAAGAUUUACUCGUUGGCUCGAUAUGCAAGCCAAAUUUGUGCCACAUGGCAAAACACAUUGCGCCAGCGAUGCCAAUGCUAACGCUGAACGGUAUGACCGUUGUGAUGACGUCAAAUUGGAGGAAGAGCGUCGAGAAAUUGAAAAUAGUCUGUGGAAAAGUGAGCUCAGUGGCCUCGACGAUUUCAUGCGCAGUUUGAGUAGCAGCAACAGCCAAAACUACAACUGUAAUGGGAGCAGCAGCAGCAGCAGUUACAACAACAACACUCAACAGCAGUGCGCCAUUGCAGUGAAUAGUUAAAAAGAGACAAAUCUAUUGCAGCUUUCAUAUCGAAUUAUGUGCCUAUAAGAGAAAGCGGUUCAGCACGAUGCUUUAGUAUCAAUUGUCAUAAUUUUGAUUUGUUACAAAU
Scaptodrosophila lebanonensis is the source of this 654-nucleotide messenger RNA. RefSeq lists its product as uncharacterized. The record is from RefSeq and is a predicted model, not a curated record. Bases 54 to 545 code for a protein of 163 amino acids. The transcript has a single exon. NCBI's taxonomy places the organism in Eukaryota, Metazoa, Arthropoda, Insecta, Diptera, Drosophilidae.